GUGUGUAAAAAGUGCUGCGAAGCACCUUAUUUUUCCUCCAUGUUUAAGAAAAAUAUGUUUAUUUAAUUUUAGAAAAUCACAAUAAAUUUGCAAACAAUCAUUUCUCUCUCGUUGUACAUUCAGGCAAUCCGAUAUCGUCGCCAUGGGUGGAGGAGAAUUCGUUAGGGCAGCGGCCAAGAUGGCCGGAGCCGGAGCCGUUAACGCCGGUCUCCGAGGAUCAUCGGCUGCGCCCCAGUUUGGGCAAUUGCUUCGCACCGCGUCGAGACCCUCCUCCGUUUUCGUCGGAUCGUCUUCUCCAGUUCCACCGGCCAAGGCCACCGUCAGCGCCGAGGUGGACGUUGUCCAGAAACCAACGUGGGAGUUCGAUGACUGGGAAUUUGCUAAUUUCGAAAACGAUAUGGGCAUGGAUUCUGUUGGACUUAAACCUAGGAUUGUAUUUGGGGCGGUUCCCAGUUUCGACGAAGCGAAGGAAGCUACAAUGGAGGUGAAGGAGGCUUUGGAUAAGGUAUACUUGUCUUCUUCACCAGAAUCUGAUGGAUCGAAUCUGAUUGUUCCUUUAAACAGGAAAAUAGAAUCAGUGUCUUGUUUAUCUAAUGAGACAAGCUUGCAGUCGCAGAAUUCGGUCCCUCAGCAUGCAAUUCAAGCAUUUAAACUGCUCAAGGAAAGUGCUGAAGCUCAGACUGUUGUUGCCUCAAUUGCCUCUGACCCAAAUGUGUGGAAUGCAAUGUUAGGCAAUGAAGCUCUUAAGAGCUUCUUGCAAUCAUAUCAGACCAAUAAGGUUGUUGAGUAUCAUGAAUUAACUGAGGGGGUUGAAGAAGCAUCAGUUGGCUACAGUAUCGGUGAGCAACCGCAAAAUGAGUCGAGAAAUGUCUUUCAGAAGAUGCUAGAAAAUAUUAAAACUUCAAUUGAUGACAUGCUGGCUAAGGCAUCCAGCUUCAUUCAGAAUAUAUUUGGACCCCCACCAGCUGAAGUUUCUGGAGGAAAUGACGAAGCAACCUCUGGAUUUUCCACUGCAGAGAAAGCAAUGGGAUCGUCCAUUAUGGGACUGGUUGUCAUUGUCGUUGCUGUACUACUUGUGAAGCGAAGUUAGAUGUCGAACUAUGGUGUUCUUUCAGAUAAAUUUGUCGACAUUUCAAUCUGAGUCUCAUCUUGUUCUGCUGGUCUGGAACUUAUUACUUGAAUCCUACAUGAUGGAAGGAAUAGGUGUAAUUAUUAGUUACUGCGCUUUGCUUUUGGUAAUUGCUGACUUUUAUACAUGUUUUGUGAAUCAUACAUGAUGGAAGGAAUAGGUGUAAUUAUUACUUAUUGCGCUUUUAUUUUUGGUAA
Messenger RNA from Cucumis melo (muskmelon), 1326 nucleotides. RefSeq lists its product as uncharacterized. The transcript has 4 exons. The coding region runs from base 143 to 1090 and encodes 315 amino acids. The record is from RefSeq and is a predicted model, not a curated record. Lineage: Eukaryota; Viridiplantae; Streptophyta; Magnoliopsida; Cucurbitales; Cucurbitaceae.